AUGGGCGCGUUGGCAAGCGCAGUUCAGGUUUUUGCCCCGAGUGGUCAGCAAACGCCGACCCACCCAAGGGUGAUAAGGUCCCUCAAGGUACACAUACGUACUACACUAGUCGAUCAGAUGCGUGCUAUCAUACUAUCAGAGGUCGAAUUCGUCGCUCUACUGGGGCUCAGUCUCUGGUCGCCAAGAAUGCAUCGCGGUUGUGAAAAAGCGGAACGAAUUGCUAACAACUACCGAGCGCAGAUUUUCUAUGGUCUUCACGAGCAUUAUCGAGAUGAACGAAAAAUGGACAACUACGCCAAUCGACUUGGUGAUAUCAUGUGCUUAUUCGUCGAUGCCCAGGUAAUCUGCCAAAAAACCUGUAGGGGGAACGGAACGAAAUCUUUGUUCCUCGUAGACACGUUCCGCGCAAUCCGCUAA
Messenger RNA from Cooperia oncophora, 417 nucleotides. The record is from the annotation of a GenBank genome assembly. Lineage: Eukaryota; Metazoa; Nematoda; Chromadorea; Rhabditida; Trichostrongylidae.